Messenger RNA from Cyphomyrmex costatus, 1090 nucleotides. RefSeq names its product Succinate dehydrogenase, subunit B (iron-sulfur) (gene SdhB). The transcript has 8 exons. Gene Ontology annotation, biological process: aerobic respiration; tricarboxylic acid cycle; respiratory electron transport chain. Gene Ontology annotation, molecular function: electron transfer activity; 2 iron, 2 sulfur cluster binding; oxidoreductase activity. Bases 216 to 1085 code for a protein of 289 amino acids. NCBI's taxonomy places the organism in Eukaryota, Metazoa, Arthropoda, Insecta, Hymenoptera, Formicidae. The record is from RefSeq and is a predicted model, not a curated record. Gene Ontology annotation, cellular component: mitochondrial membrane.
CGCUCAUCACUGGUAACAUUACCUAAAUUACCUUGAUAUACUUAUGUCAGUGUGUCAGACUUCGAGCAUACGCAGAGGAGGUGCGUCAGGUUAUUUGUCAGAUUGGUCAGUUUCUCCUUCCUUUUCUUCAACGAUUAGUAAACGGUUGCAUUCGGUGCGCAGAUUGGCACUAUUUUGGCAGGUCUUUGGUAGUCUAAUUAUAUAAUGCAGACAUCAUGAACGUGUUGAUACCGAAUUGUUCGAAGAUGGUCGGGGUAAUGCCGUACACCUGUAGAAAUGCAUUACGUCAAGUCAAAGCUUUACAUACUACGGCAGUACAAAAUGCCGAAGCUAAGCUUAAGACCUUCUCAAUUUACCGUUGGAAUCCAGACAAAUCUGAUGAAAAACCAUAUAUGCAGAAAUAUAAAAUUGAUCUGAAUACUUGUGGUCCAAUGGUAUUGGAUGCACUAAUUAAGAUUAAAAAUGAGAUCGAUCCAACAUUGACAUUCCGUCGUUCCUGCCGUGAAGGUAUCUGUGGAUCUUGUGCUAUGAAUAUCGGAGGAGCAAACACAUUGGCAUGUAUCAGCAAAAUUGAUGAAAGCACAAGCACGGCGUGUGAAGUUUAUCCCUUGCCUCAUAUGUAUAUCGUAAAAGACCUGGUACCGGAUUUAAAUAAUUUCUAUGAUCAAUAUCGCAGUAUACAACCAUGGUUACAGCACAAAGACACGAAAGAAACUGGGAACCAACAGUAUUUGCAAAGUGUAGAAGACCGUAAAAAGUUGGAUGGUCUCUACGAAUGUAUUCUCUGUGCUUGCUGCAGCACUUCUUGCCCAUCCUAUUGGUGGAAUGGUGAUAAGUAUUUAGGCCCUGCAGUACUUAUGCAAGCUUACAGGUGGAUUAUUGAUUCGCGAGAUACUCAAGCAGUGGAGCGUCUGGAGAAAUUAAAGGACCCGUUUUCAGUUUACCGUUGUCAUACAAUCAUGAAUUGUACGCGUACCUGCCCAAAGGGUUUGAAUCCAGGAAAGGCGAUAGCGGAAAUAAAAAAACUGUUGGCUAAUUUGAGCCAGAAACCACAACCGGAUCUCACCGCAUCGGGAUCUUCAUAGUGAAA